This is a messenger RNA of Varanus komodoensis (Komodo dragon), 2570 nucleotides long. RefSeq names its product lysyl oxidase like 4 (gene LOXL4). The transcript is spliced from 15 exons. The record is from RefSeq and is a predicted model, not a curated record. Gene Ontology annotation, molecular function: protein-lysine 6-oxidase activity; copper ion binding. Gene Ontology annotation, biological process: peptidyl-lysine oxidation. Bases 1 to 2235 code for a protein of 744 amino acids. Lineage: Eukaryota; Metazoa; Chordata; Lepidosauria; Squamata; Varanidae. Gene Ontology annotation, cellular component: membrane.
AUGAUGGAGGUCGUGGUCCACCACAUCCAGAAGGCACCAGUGCCUAGCUGGGCACAACGACCCAAGAUUAAGCUGCGGCUGGUGGGGCCGAGAAGCGAAGCAGGCGAGGGGCGGCUGGAAGUGCUGUACGAAGGACAGUGGGGCACCGUGUGUGAUGAUGACUUCAACAUCCAUGUGGCAAGUGUGGCCUGCAGGGAGCUGGGCUACGAGGGGGCCACAAAUUGGGCCCACAGUGCCAAGUAUGGACCAGGAGAUGGCCCAAUCUGGCUGGACAACAUGCGCUGCUCUGGCACAGAAAGCUCUCUGGCUGAAUGUGAAUCCAACGGCUGGGGUGUGACUGACUGCAACCACAAUGAGGACGCUAGCGUGGAAUGCACUGGGAGGCGUUUAACAAACCCAGCAGCUACACGCAUCCAGUUCCAGGGCUCAAAGGUGGAAGAGGUGCAGAUCAAGCCAAUACUGGCUCGGGCCAAGUUGAGCUCCCCCGUCACAGAAGGUGCCGUGGAGGUGAAGCUGCAGGGACGCUGGCGCCAGGUGUGUGAUGCUGGCUGGACGCGCAACAACACUCGGGUGCUGUGUGGGAUGCUGGGCUUCCCCCGUGAAGGCCAGGUUGCUACAGGAUUCUACAGGAAACUCUGGAACCAGAAGCUGAGCGACCCAAGGUCCAGCUUAAAGAGUCUGAGUAAGAAGAACACUUUCUGGAUCCACCGGAUCACAUGCCAGGGCACUGAGGUCCACCUGGGUCAAUGCAAAUUGCAUGUGCCUCCAAAGGCCCAGAAUCGAUUGGCCUGCCCCCAUGGCAUGCAUGCCCUGGUCAGCUGUAUAGCAGGCGCAGAGUUUCAGCCCAAGAAAACCAGGCCUCCAGGCAAACCCAAGGCCAAAGAGGAAGCCCAGGUGCGUCUCCGUGCAGGUGCCCAUGUCGGCGAGGGACGUGUGGAGGUGCUAAUGGGUGGCCAGUGGGGCACUGUGUGUGAUGACGGUUGGGACCUGCCUGCUGCCAGCGUGGUGUGCCGACAGCUGGGAUAUGGCACAGCCCGAGAAGCCCUUUUGGGAGCCCAGCUCGGCCAAGGCCUGGGCCCCAUUCACUUGACCAGAGUGCGGUGCAGGGGCUAUGAGCGCUCCCUGGCAGAGUGCAGCUCCCAGGAGGCCACCCAGACUGGGUGCCAGCAUGGUGCUGAUGCUGCCGUUCGCUGCAAUGUGCCCCAGACAGAAGCCUCCCGCCAGGUACGUCUAGCUGGUGGGCGCAGUCCAGACGAAGGUGUGGUGGAAGUCCUGAUAUCCAGGGGAGGAACUUCACGCUGGGGUGCCGUGUGCGGAGAACACUGGGGGCUCAAGGAGGCGAUGGUCGUAUGCCGGCAACUGGGACUCGGCUUUGCCAGCCAUGCUUUGCAGGAGACGUGGUACUGGCAGGGCAACGCAGAUGCCGCCGAGGUGGUGCUGAGUGGCGUACGUUGCAAAGGCACCGAACUCUCCAUCCUGCAGUGCCAGCACCAUGGCCCCGUCCACUGCCCAGCCGGAGGGGGACGUUUUGCUGCAGGAGUCACCUGCACCAGCAGCACCCCAGACCUGGUGAUGAACGCUCAACUGGUACAGGAGAGCGCUUAUCUAGAGGACCGUCCCCUGAACAUCCUGUACUGUGCCCAUGAGGAAGGCUGCCUUUCCGCCUCUGCCGAUCACAUGCAGUGGCCUGAGGGGCAUCGGCGUCUGCUGCGCUUCUCCUCCCAGAUCCACAAUCUAGGCCGGGCCGACUUCCUUCCCAAAACUGGCCGCCAUGCAUGGAUCUGGCACCAGUGUCAUAGACACUACCACAGCAUCGAAGUGUUCACCCACUAUGACUUACUGACUCUCAAUGGCUCCAAAGUGGCUGAGGGACACAAGGCCAGCUUCUGCCUGGAGGACACCAACUGCCCAGAGGGAAGGCAGCGGCGUUUUGCCUGUGCUAAUUUUGGAGAGCAGGGCGUCAGUGUAGGCUGCUGGGACACAUACAGGCAUGACAUUGACUGCCAGUGGGUGGACAUCACAGACGUGCCAGCUGGAAGCUACAUUUUCCAGGUGAUUGUGAAUCCAAAGCAUGAGGUAGCAGAGUCAGAUUUCUCCAACAAUGUCCUUCGCUGCCAGUGUCAGUACGAUGGUCAUCGCAUCUGGCUGCACGGCUGCCACACAGGUGAUGAGUACGGUGCCAGCAUGGAAUGGGAUGACGAGGCUCAGCGGAGACUGGCCACCAACCUCGUCUGAGGCCUCGCAAGGGAUUGGGAUCCUCAGGGUUUCUGUGCCCAGAUUUGCUCGAGGGUCAGAGCAGCCUGACAAGGGCUAUGAGGAGAUGCAGCAGUCACUGGCCGGCUCAGGAAUGGCACUCUGCUGGCAGGCUCCCUUCUACGCCCCUUCUCGGGAUGACACGAGACAGCGGCAGCCAACACUUCCGUGGGGCGGCUCUCACCCCCUUGGCCUGCUUAUCACAGCCCAGCCGGCCUGAUUUGCUUUCUGUUUGUAUUGAGAUUGGCGGCUAUGGUCAGAAGCCAGGCUGCAAUGAGGGGGUGAGCUGCAGUCUUUCCCCUCGUUCUGCCCCCUUC